Linum trigynum is the source of this 5039-nucleotide messenger RNA. The record is from the annotation of a GenBank genome assembly. NCBI's taxonomy places the organism in Eukaryota, Viridiplantae, Streptophyta, Magnoliopsida, Malpighiales, Linaceae.
UCAAAUGGCAAUGCAUUAAAGAUUGACCACCUCUUCCCUUUUCAACACCCUUGUUAGGCAGAGCUUUCCAAGUAGGUGUCAAAGAAAAUAAGUAUGGCCAAUACCAGGUAUAUAAGCAGUGAUUUCAAAUCCAGAGGUUAAUCGUACUCUGGCAACUUUACGUAAGGCCCUCCAAUGGAAGUGCGUUGAAUCAAGAACCGAUAGUAAGAGUCUUUUUUAUGGACGUUUUUUUCUGGCUCCGCUUAUGAAAGGUAAAGCUGACACAAUAGGCAUUGCGAUGCGAAGAGCUUUGCUUGGAGAAAUUGAAGGAACAUGUAUCACACGUGCAAAAUCUGAGAAAAUACCACACGAAUUGUCUACUCUAGCAGGUAUUCAAGAAUCAGUGCGUAGAUCAUUAAGUUUCUAAUAAAGAAAGAAGUAACUCAAAUUUAUUCCUAACGGUUUCACAAUAACAGCUUUUCUCCAAGGGAGCCAAUGUUAAAUCCUCUCAUCCAGAGAGAGUUCCAUCUUGAGCCAUUGAGAACUUUUAAAAUCCACGCAUUUCUGAAGUCAGAGUCUUGGAAAAAUAUCUCUCAAGAGUCCUAGUACUAUCAGGAAGAAUUUAUCAUUCCCACCCACAAACAGGCAUGAGUCGUAAUUUGAGCCUUGAAUCCUCCAUAUGGACUCGAAAAUGAAAAUAGCAUUUUUAGAUUGGAUAAAGAGAAAAGGGAAUUUUGGACUGACUGAACACUGGAUCAAGCUCCCUCUCAGAGAUAGAUAGUAUAACCAAUUACUCGAGUUCGAGAAUAUGGAUUUCUUAUCAUCAAUCAAACCCAUAGCUGCUAAUAGAACUAGAAUAGAUAUUUUCUAUUUCCCACUCACACGAGCCCAUAUCCUUGUUUUUCUAUCAAUCUCUAAUUCUACCUCUCCCCCCCCCCCCCCAAUCUGAUCUUAUCGUACCGGUAUAGACCGAAAUUCCGUUAUGGUCCAAUUCUGACUGAUAAUAGAUGUUGGGUCUUUGUCUUGCGGCUACUGCGUUCGCAAGGACAACUGCCCUAACUCUAGAGAGAAAGAGCGGCCUAUUUCCAGCGUAAGAGCUGUAAAUAUCGACGUCUCCUGUUUAGAGUCGUAAUGUCUCAAAGAGUUCGGAAGAGCCUUCCAGGUAGGGACCCAUCGCAUUCCUACUUUCAUAGGAAUAUAAUGGAUCCAUGGUAGGUACAGUCGUUGAAGCUUGCUGUAUAAGCUCUUCAAACGAACUGACACUCGCACAACAGAAUCCAGAUCAGCAGGGUGUUUAUAGACUUAAAAAGCCCUUUACUGACAGGCUUAUCUAGAAGGACUAGCCUGGCUAUACCAAACCAAGACAAGUACAUCUUUACUAGCAUAUCAGCCCUCUCGCCUCUACAUUGUAUUAAGUGUCGAUGACGAGCCGGGAUAAUGCGUGGUAAACCACUUCUACUCAGGGACACACUAACCGAGAAAGAUUCUUUCUUAUCCAAGGUUCCCCUCCUCUCCUUUCAGUCGAGAAACUUCGUUCCUUCGCCCUUCGGGCUCACUACUUCGUUCCUUCGGUCGAGUAUAUUGCAUUCCUCAAGAAAGACCAUCAAUUAUGACGACUCACAUCCGAGGCAAGAAAAGAAUUGGGCGGAACAAGCUGUAAAUCCACCGUGGGGUGUGGAAGUUUUGGAUCCUUUUGUUUCGGGAGGAAUAACUUCUCAUCUUUUAGUCUCCGCUGGUAAAUGCCCCCCUAUCAAGCAAGAAAGAAGCGGCUCCUUCCACGGCGGAGUAACCAUUAACUCUAUUUAUUAUUAUGGUAAAUCAGUGUAUCAAGAUGUCAAUCUGAGAUCGUUGAGGAUGAUGUGUACCCUCUUGGCCUAUGAAUACUUGCUUUCUCCGUCCAGCUGCUCACACUGAAAGCACAACUCCUUUACUCCCCCGAAGUCCGCCUGCCCGACGGAUUUCUUGAGUGUUCGAGUUUAUUUAUGGCAUGAAACAACCCGAAGCAUGGGUCUAGCUUAUUAAGAAUUUCCAGAGUCCUUCGCUCGGUAAAGGAGCAUUCAGACAUCGGGGGAAGAGCUCAAAGCCGAGGAGAGCCCUGUGUCCCUCUGAUAGAAUGGAAAGGGAAGGGCCAUAUUUUGAUUUUUAGUAUACUUUUGAGGCACCAACUUAAUGGUAAAUUUAGACACUUGGAAAGGGUGUAUCUUCUUCUUUUCGCUCGCCUUGCGCUUGGUACACACGGUCGUUAUCGCAUAGCACCGUUUGAUGAGAGAUAUGAGCAAGAGGCUUCAAGAAAACUUGUGUUUUCUGAAUUAUAUGAAGCCAGUAAACAAACAGCAAAUUCGUGGGUAUUUGAACCCGAAUUCCCGGGAAAAAGUAUAAUAUUUGAUGGAAGAACGGGAGAUCCUUUUGAACGGCUUGAGUCACUCGUGAACUACUAACUUCCGCCUCCCAAGUUUUCAGGAUAAUUGCACACCAAUUCCUCUCCCUUCGCCCUUCGGUCGAACUCUCCCCCUCUCCUUUCAGUCGAGCAUAUUGAUAACCACUCCUUUCUUUUUUUUGUUUCGUGAUGAUGUAUUUCUUUGAUGAAUCAUGGGUUUCUUUCCCUUUCUUGGUCUCCCAUCGUUAGUAUAUAGUUAGGUGGCUGUGAAUGACAAAACGACGGGUCGAGAGCCUGGCCAGUUCCCUCUGACAGCAUAGCACAUAAAUUCAUGGCUGCUUUGCAUACUAAUGAGUCUCAUCAUCAACCCAAAGGAGAGGAAAAGGGAGGCAUCCAUCAGAAGAACUCAGAAGGAACAAAGAAAGAAAGACAAAAAGAAAUGAAUUCGCAAGUCUUCACAUGCAUGCAUGAAACUCAGAAACCUACAUAAUUCAAGCCCUAUUUUUGCAGUGUUCCAUUUCUCCAUAAAUAGCUAUGUCGGCAUGCAAUGUAUAUAGUAAUUGGUCAGAUAACAACAAUCUGUGAUUAAAAGGUAUUGAUAUGAGUUAUAGUUCGAGAGAAUAUUGUUAUAGUUAGAGAAUAAAAGGUAAUAGGGCGAUGAGGUAAAAUAAACUCAUGGCCCACUUCACAUUAUUCACAAGCCGACUUAUUGAUUGAAUAGUGUCGAUUAUGAUACAAAUCUUAAAUUACAAUCUAAUUCACGCUCGCUAAAGCAUUCAUUUUUUUUUUUACAAUACAAAUCCUCUAGUUAGUAUAUAUGUUUAAAUUUGGAUACAUGUUAGCUAGCUCCAUCACCUUCUUCCUACAUAAAGUCAUGUAUGUAUUAUUCAUAAGAAUAACCCCAUUUAUCCAAUAAAAAAAACGUCUUCAAUGCUACAAGUACAAAAUUCAUAGAAACUUACAAAUGAAAGAAUAUGAAACUUGAAACUGAUAGACAUCUUCAUCGAUUUUGCAUCUCUCUAAUUAUUUUUUUAUGAACCUUACAUGCAUCUCUAUUAUUAUAAAGGUCCAUCCAUCAAAUCAAAUCCAGACUAGUCAGCUAAUCAAAUAGUUUUCUUCCCCGUCACAAUCCCUUUCUGACUCGAGUGACCAUUAUCUGACAAAUCACCAGGGGCUAGAGAGAAAGGGAAAGAGAAGAGUAGUUUGGUGGGAGGGAUCCAUAUGUAAACAUAGUAUCUAUUUAGAUACGCUCGAAUGACCCCUUUCUCAUAAUGAGAAUGUAUAUAAGCCUAUUCCGGUCUGGUCCGGUAUGAAAUGAACUAAUAAUCAUGGAAUCGACUCGAUUAUCAGAUUAUAGAUUAUAAGUUCAUAGAGUGUGCUUGGGUUCAGGUCUUGGGGAUGAAUAUUCAAAAUAGUAACCCAAUAGUUCCAUCUGUUAUAUCCAGCAAGCCUCUGCACCCAAAUAGGUUGUUGUAAUUUCCAUAGUUAUGUAGAUUUGCUGUUUUUUCCCCGGUGAAAGUGGUGGAAUAGAGCUAUAUUUUGGGAAAAUAAAGUUAAUGAAUGAUUAUAUAUUGUAUUGUUGUAGGGGCACCUUAUGAUAUCAUUGUUUCUACCUUUAAUAGCAGAACAAAAGCUACUUUCACUUGGCAUGUUGGCUCAUCAUUUCGAUCUACAAAAUGAAAUGCAGAAGUGACGCUGUUUUUGUUACUUAUAUAAGUUGAACUAUGAUGAAAUUUCUGUCUUGGGCGUUUCAUGAUUUAUUUCGUUGUGAAAGCAAGUAUAUCAGUAAUCUAUUUGUAUUUUAUUUUUUGAUAAUGGCGAUAGAAAUUUUAUUAAAAAAGGAGAGAAGAACCAAGAAUUGUUCCACAUGGUUCACAAUUAUUGAACCGCUACCAAAGAACAACAAAAAAACAAAUAAAAAGGAAUAGGAACAAAGGGCAACAACUAAGUGGAAGGUCACCCCUUUCGUUCCAAAAACAAAACAAAGAAGUACGAGAUAGAGCAUUCCACGGUAUUAUGCAACAAGCCAAACUCAAAAACCAGCAACACCAAUGAUCAAGCAAUGGCCACUAGUCAAUCCUGGUAUUAUGGACAAGAGGGCAAGCUUGAUACAACAACUUCCUUUGUAAUGACUUUGUUCUGGCUAUUAAGGGGAUAUCAUUUGUACUGACUUUCAAUACUACAAGUUCAAAUACGAAGCAUUGCAAAAAAGAAAAAAAAAAACAGGCGUAAUUAAUUUUGAAAAAUAUCUGUUAAGUACCAUGAUCAAAUAUAAAUAUCAAGAUACGAGAGAAUCAACCAAAUACUGUAACUAAUGGUUGACAUCUAGUCACGGGGAACAAUUUUCUCACGAUAAAUAACAUGUUAAAAAUCCUAUAUCUCGACUCUAAAUAAUUUUCCCCCGGUUUCGUGUGGCAAGACUUGGUAUUAGUCAUGGGCCUCAUUGGCACAUUUCGUAAAUAAAAUUAUUAAAGAAUAAGAAAAGUAAACGAAAAAAAAACAGACCGUCUGACCAUUAGGUAAACAAUAAUGGACAUCGUUAGUUUUUUGCCACUUUAGGAUAGAUAAAUGGGUAUUUUGAGCCAAUUAAAGGCGCACGUAAUCAAGUAGUUUUGGUCCCUCAAAUUUGCUCCCCUUGUUGCCAAACAUAGUGCACAUAAAACUAUAAAAGAAUUAGAAAAUC